UAGCUAUAGUAUCAGGCUGUGUUUAUGGAGACAGAUCUGAACUUGGAGAUCUGCAGAUGGAGGCUGAGAGAAGAGUGAGCUCAGCGAAUGAGCUUAAAGAACACAUCCGAUUUCUCACAGAAGAAAACGUUCAGCUACGCAGCAAACUGGGAUCCUUCCAGAGUAAAGUGGCUCAGCAGGCCUCCUCCAGCAGAGACCUGUCCUCUAAACUGGUGCAGAGUGAGGAGGACAAGCUGAAGAUCUCUAAAGAUCUCGUGGAGGCCCAGAUUGAAACUAACAAACUGAGAGAGCAGUACGAGGAGGAGAUCUUCCAGCUGAAGAAUAAGGUUCUGACCCAGGACGAGGCGAUUUCGUCGGUGGAGGCGGUGUCUGAGCGGCUGAAGCUGGAGGCGGAGUCUCUGAGGGCGGAGUUAGGGGUCACUCGGGGUCAGAGUCAGGAGCUGGAGGAGGAGUACGGCUCUCUGAAGAGCAGCUUCCUGAGUGUGAGCGAGGCUCUGGAGCAGGAGAUCACACACUCGGACCAGCUGAGCGAAGAGCUGCUCACACUCGCGCACACUCACGACACACUGCUGCGCGAGAGGCAGCGCUCUCACAAACACACACUGGAGGUGGAGCGAGUCCGAGCACUGCUGAGCAGAGUAUCACACAGCAGAGUCAGGCCGGAGGAUCUGAGCCAAAAUGCUGCUGCAGAUAAACGAGCCAAGACUCAGCCUAGGAUUCAGGAUGAGCUGAGGGAGGAGCUAGAGAAGAUGAGGAGGAGUUAUGAAGAACAGCUGAGACGAUUGGAGGAGAAAAUUGUGUCUAUGGGAAAAGAUCAGCAGGAGAAUAAGAGAGCGAUCCGCAGCACUCAGCAGGAGCUAGCACAGCAAUCAGCCGCUCUGAUUACCUCUCAGUUCCAGCUGAAGGAGGUGGAGGCUGAGAACUCUAAACUGCAGAAUCACCUGAAGGAUCUGAACCAGGAGUACAGAGCCCGACUCACACACUACAUCCACGACAUCACGGAGUUUGCGCGUGGUGUGUGUGAGGCUGAUGUUGGUGGGCGUCUGAAGGAGUUUGUGGACUCCAUGCUGAGGGAGGUGAGGGGGUCGUAUCGCUCCAGAGAGGAGCAGCUCACCAGCUCUGUGAGGAACUACCGCUCCCGCCUCAACAAACUCAACAACACACACCAGCUACUGCUCAUCGCCUACAGAAUGCAGCGGGAGCAGAUCCUGGCCCGUGCUGCUGGUGAUGGUGGUCUGGAGGCGGGACCACCUGAGGCUACCUUCAGCCCUGGAGAGUCUGAGAUCAGAGGAGAGACUGAGAGAGAACUACAGAGGCUGAGAGAGGACAAACAGAGCCUAGAGAAACAGCUCACAGCUGCACAGCAACAGGUGGCAGCACUGUCACAGCCCUCCCAGAGGCUGAGUGAAGAGGCCUGGACUGAUAUCAGGAGUCAGCUCAGAGACAUGGCCAACACCGCCCAGGAGGCGCAGGAGAGGGAGCGGCUGCAGUUGGUCAGCAGGGCGGUGCUGGCGGAGCAGCAGGUGUGUGAACUUCAGGAGUAUGUGGACAAUCACCUGGGCAGGUAUAAGCUGGAGGUCACUCGUUUGCGCAGGAUGUUGGGAUUGGAGGCGGGGCGUUCACAGAGUGCAGAGCUCCCUAAGCCCCGCCCACAGAACACAUCACUCAGAAACACCAGUAAAGAGAUAUAAACUCAGCCAAACUGUGCCAAACAUUACAGAUCAGCCAAUUAAACCACUGCUGCUGAAUCACAUGAUCAUAGGAUUGUAGUACAGUCUUAUCCAAUCAGAUGCAUGAUUCUUUUUACAUUCACUGAAAUACUGAUUUAUUUACUGAUUUUA
Molecule: messenger RNA, 1841 nt
Organism: Astyanax mexicanus (Mexican tetra)
Lineage: Eukaryota; Metazoa; Chordata; Actinopteri; Characiformes; Acestrorhamphidae
Gene: ccdc78
Product: coiled-coil domain containing 78
Exons: 14
Coding region: 57-1691 (544 amino acids)
Cellular component (GO): cytoplasm
Source: RefSeq, a predicted model, not a curated record